Messenger RNA from Aaosphaeria arxii CBS 175.79, 2366 nucleotides. Its product is annotated as PIN domain-like protein. The transcript is spliced from 3 exons. Bases 179 to 2338 code for a protein of 719 amino acids. Gene Ontology annotation, molecular function: 5'-flap endonuclease activity. The record is from RefSeq and is a predicted model, not a curated record. Lineage: Eukaryota; Fungi; Ascomycota; Dothideomycetes; Pleosporales.
AUUGCAACUAUCAAGCCGUUAGAUUGGUGAACUAUUGACGUUCAGAUCGGAAAGAUCACCUAAUUCAAGUUGGACGCAUAUGUGCUCUGACUGCGACAAACCCUGGAGUAUUUCCCUAUUGAGUACCCUUCACGCGUCGAGCGCUUAACAAGCGAGUUCUAUUCGCCAAAUCUAUCAAAUGGGGAUUCUGGCACUAUGGGACUUGAUCAAAGAUCAGGACCAUAGUAUCUCAACGGCCAAGCUUGCUGAAGACUUCUACAAACAACAUGGCCGACCAUUACGAAUCGCUGUCGACGAGGCUGGCUGGCGAUUCAAUAACUUAACGCCUCAGCAGGUAUUCGUUAUUCGAGAAAAGUCAAAUCAGCCUUACCAAGGCAUUGAGAAGGCAAUUUUCUACCGUCUAUGCCAUCUUCUCUCGCUCAAUGUUCAUCUUAUGUUUGUCUUCGACGGGCCGAGGCGUCCUGCGAAACGGGGUCGAAAUGGCGGCUCGAAGAUCGAUUACGAUCAGUUGCGAGUACUCAAAGAACUUCUUCGCUAUUUUAAAGUCCCUUAUCACGAAGCUCCUGGGGAAGCUGAAGCAGAAUGUGCUCGAUUACAGGCACUUGGUGUCGUCGAUGCAGUCUGGUCUCAAGAUUCCGACACGCUGAUGUUCGGAUGCGACUUUCUCAUCCGGGAUGAUCGGGUAGCAAAGUACAAAGACGUUAACAGCCGAUCGAAGGACAACACGAAGAAAGGCUAUGAAAGUGUCCGAGUGGUUCGAGGCGAGGAUAUCCGCAGGCACCAUACAUUGGAUCGGGAUGCUUUGGUUCUGUUUGCAAUGCUAACUGGUGGAGACUACGAUAUGACGGGACUACGAGGUUGCGGUGCAUCUACGGCCUUGAAGAUUGUGAAAUCAGGAAUCGGUACUCUGCUCCGUUCUGCAGAGACACAGAAAGAUUGUGGAAUUUGGAGGGAAACUCUUGUAUUUCAGCUGCAGAAUGCUCCUCGCGCUGGCAUGAUUAACGUUCCCAUGAAUUAUCCAGACAUCAAGACGCUCCACAAGUAUAGUCGACCUACGGUCUCCCCCGAUGAACAGCUUUUGAACCUACGGUGUCUUAAAAGUGGAUGGAACAAGCCCCUCGACGAGCUCCAGUUGUUGGAGGUGACAAGCCAGCGGUUCAACAUCUGGGGAAAAUUCUACAUGAACUGGGUGGCUCCAGUACUGUUCACACGAUACCUAGUAUCAAGGGAUCCCGCUCUACCUCCUGAAAACAUCCACAAUGUCAAAAUUGUCCGACCACGAGGGAAGAAUAAAGAAGAGCAAACCGAUGAAACCAAAUUACAGCAGAAGGUGACCUUCUCUCCGUUUAGUGUAUCUUCACUCCAACGAAAAGACUUCGAAGGCGGCGAAAGAAAUGGAUAUUGGACGGGCACGGUGGGUCAACCGUUUGACCCAGAUCAUCGCGUCCAGUGGGAAUUUCCAAUAUAUCUGCUCCGCAAAGUGCUGCCCCGAGACGUGUUGGAACCCUCAGCACCACCACCCAAGACGCCAGCGGGAGCAGGCAAAAGGCGCAAAGCCACCGACGACAACCAGGAAGCCGGACAGAGCUCGACAGCAUCGAACAAACGGCAAAAGCUAGUCGAAUCCCUUGCUGCCAUCAACAGAGACUUGGGAAAACAACGAGCAGCACAAACAUCCCAUCAAGCAGCGAAGCAGAAAAUCCCUUCCAACACCUACAGUUCGCCCAUCCCAGGACGUCCGCAAACUUUCCAAACCCAAAAUCCCUCGUAUUCAUCCCCUGCUUCACGGCUAGCUUCGUUCUCGAUACCUGAUUACGAUUCACUCGAACUCCUCCCAGAUGACGACGAUGACGAUGACGACUACGCGAUCAACUUCGCGGACAUUGAGGAAGCCUACCUUCAAAGCAUGGAAUCAAAGGCAUUUAUAAAAGACCCGAAUUUCAUAUAUGACGAUCGAAGCUUCUUUGACACGGGUUUUCCCUCGCCUCCAAGCAUGCGGGAUUCUACUGGUUCGAACAACACUCAUUCUUUCAGAGCGCCGGUAGCUCAGCAAGAAAGCCAGCAUCGGACACCUACCAUCCACCGUGCAAAUGCGUCGGGAGCGUCAACAGCGGGAUCGAGCUCAGUUCCGGAUCUGGCAGAAUUGCGCGCAAAACGUCUUCAGCAUCUUUCCAGGGGAGCGCCGCCAAAGCCACAGGCAGGUAGAGAUUGUGUUAAUCUAACAGGAGAUUCAACGUCUCAAUCUUCGGGGCAGUCAUCGAGGCAAAGUGGAGAUAGGAGUAUUCCGGGGCCUAGAAAGGAAAAGGAAAUUGAAGUCAUAGACUUGACUGAUUUAUAAUAUUUGGAUAGAGUUUCAUGUUAUGUAG